Messenger RNA from Xiphophorus couchianus (Monterrey platyfish), 1896 nucleotides. RefSeq names its product MKRN2 opposite strand protein. The record is from RefSeq and is a predicted model, not a curated record. The transcript has 5 exons. The coding region runs from base 1023 to 1688 and encodes 221 amino acids. Lineage: Eukaryota; Metazoa; Chordata; Actinopteri; Cyprinodontiformes; Poeciliidae.
CACACCUGGACACAUGACUCACCUGGCAGUCACCUGUUCAGUCCACUCAGGUACGUUCAGAGCAUUGCUAAAGAUUGGAUCUUUUAAAACUGCAGUAUGUAACUUUUUUUUUUUUACACAUUUGUUUAAACAUGUUGUGGCCGUUUGAUGUGAUACUCAAUCUGUAAAACAAAAUUAGUUUCUGCUUUCUCCCAGUAGCAGUCUGUAUUACAGUAAGUCUGAAGAAGCCUCUGACUGAAGAUACUCCGCUUUUCCAAGACAGUCUCAUGAAGAGGAUGGUCAGGGUUGGCCAUCACUUUCUUGAUUUUAUGAAGAAUAAAAUGCUCUCUGCUGUGAUGCAGCUAGCAUAGCACGUUAUGAAUCCUCAAACUAGCAGCGUUUCCUGUGACUGUAAAUUGUUUCUCCACCAUUGGAAUAUUUAGCAACAAGUACAUAAAGUUGAUUGAUUGCACUAAGCCCCUCCUCCUGGCUCUGAUUUGUUGGUAGCGGUUAAUUUCUUCCAGUAGCUCAGAGAUCGAUAUUUUUACAUUUUAUCUGUCACAACAUGGCGACAGUUUUAACAAAUAUGUUAAAAUAUAUAUAUAUUUUUAAAUUCUUCAUAAAAGUUACAUACUGCAGCUUUAGUCUGCUGGAUAGUCCAGAACCAGAACUUUAUCUGAGAAACCGAACAUCUCCGAUCCGGAGUUCUGGAGAAUUAAACCGGUUCCGAUCCGGUUUAACUGGACAGCAGAGGUUCGGACGGAACUCGACCUUUUGCAGUCAUACUACCUGGACCGAACCGGGUGGGAAGAGCACCCGGAUCGGAACCAGACGCAAGCAGCUAUAUUCUGCUCGAAACUAUAGUAUCCAUGGUAACGGCAGGACUCGAGCAGCUUAUUGAUCAAUCGGCUGAUCAGAUGAAUAGCUGCGCAUGCUCACACAGGCUGUAACCAGGCAACCGGAGGGAGAGGAGGGGAGAAGAGGCUAAAGAGAGGAGGAGGAGGAAGAGAAGUGGGACAGACUGCCGAGCAGCUGAGGAGGAGAUGGAGCAAAGCGUCAUCCACCUGAGCCACUGCCAGAAGGAGAUCUUCUGCUUCGCGGUGCCUGAGGUGUGUCCGAGCUGCGGGGAGGAGCUGAAGGGCCGCAGACUGCAGGAGGCGCCGGUGAGCCUGCCGUCCCCCUUCACCGACGGACACAAGACCUCCUGCUGCCUGCUGGUCGCUCCUGCACACAACAACCAGGACAGAGACUUUACUGGGACAUCAGACCUGCACACUGGCAUCUCCAACACUAAAGGUGUUGUUUAUAACUACACUCAGGAUGGCGUGCGACGAGAUCAGAGUGGGUGGAGCCGCUGUAUCAGCAUCCCCCUGGUCCGACCCGACAUGUUCCACCUGCUGGCUCAGUGGGACCAGUACCUGGAGUCGUUCUCUGAGGGACCCGCCUGGGACCCAGUGUGGCAGAAGUUCCAUGAGGAAGACCACAACUGCUUCAGCUUCUGCCUCCAGUUCCUGAACGGCAUCCUGGCCAUGGAGGGUCGCGGCGCUCUGAGCCGGGACGACUUCACCCGCUGCUUCAUCCUGCCGAGGAUGAGGAGGGUGUCAAAGUACACCACGCUGAUCCGACACCUGCAGGACCACCAGUACUACCUGACAGACAGACAGGAGACACUGGGAGACAGGCAGGAAGAGUCGGUCACCACCAGUUAAACCAGUCUAACCACAAUUAAAUCAACCAUACUACCAGUUAAACCAAUCAAUCCACUAGUUAAAACAACCAUACUACCAGUUAAACCAGUCCCAGUAUUGUUGAAGCUAAACAGUUGAAACAGCAGUCUAACCACUUGGUCUGUUUUGGUGUGACAUGAAUGUUUAUUUAUUGUUUGUAAAUAAAGGUGAAUAUUUUCAUAAACCAUAA